Molecule: messenger RNA, 3112 nt
Organism: Myodes glareolus (Bank vole)
Lineage: Eukaryota; Metazoa; Chordata; Mammalia; Rodentia; Cricetidae
Gene: Cep57l1
Product: centrosomal protein 57 like 1
Cellular component (GO): centrosome
Molecular function (GO): gamma-tubulin binding; identical protein binding; microtubule binding
Source: RefSeq, a predicted model, not a curated record
CGCGAAGGCAGCCAUUGGGAAGAGCCCCGCCCUCGGGCAGAGCACCUCCGCACCCCGAGUCCACCGCGCGCCGCCAACCCAUGCUGGCUGCUGCGCGUGCGCGAGCCCCGGCGGGGCGCAUGCGCCUUCCGCGGCGAUUUCCGUUCCCGACGUUUGAUGGCGCUGGCCUGAAGAAAGAGAAGGAAAAGUAAGGAGUACAAAUGUCCGGAGAUGUUUCUCGCACAAGAAAACCACAACAAAUAAAGUGCUUGAUGGUAUCCCUGAUAUGAUGGGAUAUAGUUAAAGAUUAAUCUAAAAAAUUGUGACCGCCAGACCCCAGAGUCAGUGGGCAGGGCGUUUUUGCGUUGGCUUUUGGGAAAUGUAGUUGUAAUGCUACCGACCCCGGCUGGUUGCGACAGAAGCUACAACCCCCAGAUACCACCGCAACACUUCAGGUCGCUGCAGGCGAACCAACGGUUCAGGAGGCCAGGGUUAACUGGGAACGUCCUUCUGGUAUUUUGCUGGCAUGUAUGUCAGAAGAGGGCGUCAGCUCCUAGAGCUGUGGGUGGUUCCUGGCCGAGUCAGACAAUGGAUUCUGAAUUAUCACACAGUGUAAUUGGGAGCUACCUUAACCCUCCAGAAAAAAUGUAUCCCCCAUCGUUCAUCAAGAAUGAAACAUCUCAGAUUGGCCACCCUGUGAAUUUAGAAGUCACCACUCCUAAAAUGAUUAAUAGUCCAAACAACCAAGCACUUGUUUCAGCGUUAAAAACACUCCAGGAAAAGAUCCAUCGAAUCGAGCUGGAGCGGACUCAGGCUGAGGACAACCUGAACUCUCUGUCCAGAGAGGCGGCGCAGUAUAAAAAGGCCUUGGAGAACGAGACAAAUGAGCGGAACCUGGCCCACCAGGAACUGAUUAAACAGAAAAAAGAUAUAAGCAUCCAGUUAAGCUCAGCCCAGUCUCGUUGUAUUCUUCUCGAGAAGCAACUUGAAUAUACAAAGAGAAUGGUUCUCAAUGUAGAGCGAGAAAAGGCUAUGAUCCUAGAACAACAGGCCCAGCUUCAAAGGGAAAAAGAACAAGAUCAGAUGAAGCUGUACGCUAAACUUGAAAAGCUCAAUGUCUUAGAAAAAGAGUGUUUUAGAUUGACAGCCACUCAGCAGACUGCUGAGGAUAAGAUAAACUAUCUAGAGGAAAAACUAAAGGAAGAGGAGCACCAGCGUAAGCUGUUUCAGGACAGAGCGUGUGAGCUUCAAACUGGAUUGGAAAUCAGCAGACUUUUAAUGUCUACAGUUUCACAAUCACAGCACUCUAAGGAAAAGAAGAAACCACCAAAGAAAACAAAGUGUUUAAAAAGGGAACCCCCUCAGCAAAUGGACCCGAAGUGUAGAGCACAGUCUUUGGAGAGGGAGAAGGUGAUGCAUGCCUAUGGGCUCCAUUGCCUUCAGAGACCUGCUCCAGUCACUGAGCCACAGUGUCGCUACAAGCCUCUCAGAACAGCUUCCCGGGGCAAAGCUGUACCCUCUAACUCAGGAGAGCCCAUUCCCACCUGCGACAGCUUGUCUGAUCUUCUGAUGGCAAUGCAAGAGGAGUUGGACCAAAUGACCGCAGAGCACAGAGAGCUGCUGAGACAGACGGGAAGCCAUUCAGUCUCUGAGGACAUGGAGCACGAGCUGCAGCAAUUAGUCAAGAAGAUGGAGAGCAAAGAAGACCAGAUUUCCAAACUCAAGAAGCAUCAAGACAGUGUCCGUAAACUACAGCAAAAAGUUCAGAAAUCAAGGAUAAAUGAAUCCUCAGGUCUCCAUCAAGAAGAUGGCCACCCUAAAGGACCAAAGAACAUGAAAAAUAGCCCCAGGAAAUGUUGGAAUGAAACCAACCCUUUUCAGAAACACAGCACCUGCCAUCCGGCCCAAGUCCACAAUCUCCAGGUGAAACUGAGGAAGGACGACAUCAUGUGGGAACAGUGACCGUGGCAAAGCUGUCGCCUAAAUGAACCUCACCAGUGAGAUCUUGCGUGUCUACGUGGUUUUUAUUUAAUAUACUUUUGGGAACUUAUGAAUUAUGUUUCUGCCUUCUAUAAAAUGUGAAGUUGUAUAUUUUCAGAAUAAUGGCUAAUGACCUACCAAGAAUCCCAGAAUAAUAUGACUAAUUUUUGUUGUUGCUGUUAACCAGAGGCCCGGCCCUCAUCAACCUGCAGAAGGAGUCACUUUGCGGCUCCCUUGAGGUAAACCUAAGAAGGGUACCGAAUGGAGUCUCAUUAAAAUCGAGCUACACCUGAGCUUUGAGGGCCAUUCCACAAUUCCCCUUCGGCAGACUGUCACCUGUAGAGCAACACGGAGUGACCAGAAUCCUUUAACUUCCCUGGCAUGGCCACCUUAUCUUGUUUUAGAUCUCAGCAGUAUUCUUGUUUGUUUGCUAUGGAAAGGGGAAAUCACAAUAACUCUGCAGCGUUUGAGAACACCUUUAACUCAGCUUUCCUGUGACAGCUGUGGAAAGGGUCACAUAAUUAUUUAAUUGUCAAAGACGUUAAUUCAGCUUUCUUCCUCUGCUGUCACCAUGCUCUUUCCACACCUGCUGCUCUGGACACCAGUAGCUGAUUUCCUUUCACUCUUUCAUAACUGUUUCUGGUUUCUCGUUUGCUUUAUAUGUGGUUCUCAUCAGUACAUGCCAAUGUGAAUGUCCGGGACCCAAGAAGAUAAUGGGAUUUUAUAAGAACCUAGGCAUUUCAUUUUCUUUAUUCACAAGAGAAAGUGAAUGCGGUAUCUCUUUUUAUACUUUAAAAUCAGUGCUGUCGCAGUGGAUUUCUUUGUUGUAUACAUGUUUUAUAAUAAAUUUACACUUUGUCUUUUAGAAGCCUGUGGAAAUUAGUACAUAUCUUUGGAACACUCACCUUUUUAUUUUCUGGGACAACUGGAAAACUGAGGUCAUCAGCUGAAAUAGAACUAGAACUGGACAGGAAGCUGUGCUAAGGGAAAAGCUCGGGAUCAGGGAGGAAGUGUAAGAAACGGGCCCGUUCCACAGGGUCAGUUAGAGCGCGUAUUCCCGGUGGAUGGGGAGUGUGCAGUCUGAGGAUGCAAACCCUGUUGAUCAGGAGCGCAAGGAGCUGCUUCAAAAUAAAACUAAAGAAGAAUUGUUUUC